CCACGCAUGAUGCAUCAAACAUCGUCAAAGCUGCUCCGCAUGACGGACGAUGAUCGGCCUUACACAAGGGAUUUCAAGGAUCUAUUCGCGACGCUCAUGGUCAGCCUGCCACUUACGGCCCAUCGAGUACGAUUCUCGAGAUAUGAACACACUUUCACGACGGAAGAAGCGAUAACGAACCUUGGUUCACUGAAAUUUUCACAAUCCAACCGCAUGCCAGAUCCAAGAGACACGUCCAGAAUAGUGACCACAACGACCACAACGACCUUCUCUAUGGCAAGGGAAAUGGCACGCAACACCCUUGGGCGCAUGUUGGAGGCACGCUUCAUCGAGUCUGUGGACGGUAGAACAGACUUCAGCUCGAGGAGUUCGGUCUGGCAGCUUACCCCCAAAGGCAUGCAUAUUCUGGCGCGAUUCUGUCAGAGAAACGGCAUCCACCAGCGCCACGUCAACGAGUUAUUGGACUCACCGAGGAAUAUCAUGCAAUUGGUCAUUUUGGAGCGGGAUCCGGAGACUGAUGCCAUCAGCCACGAUCAAGCAACGAUCGACGUAAUCUUCCGACGAUUUGCUGGUGACACCGGACCAAACCUCAAAUCCACCUCCACCGCAUCUGAUUCUGACUCCAUGAACGACUACGCUACCGGACUUGUGGGAGUGAAGAUGCAACGUUCGCGACGAGCGGACAAAGAUGCACCCUACGUCUUCACCGGGAAAGCAGCAUUCGAUUGGCUCAUGGACUGUUCUACAACAGUUGCUAAACGCGAAGUCUUCGACCUUGCGAACCUGUUCAUCCGAAGUGGGUUCAUCGAGCCUGUGGGAGACGAACGACACGGACACGCUAGUUCAACUGGGGCUGCUCCACGGUUCGCAGCAUCGAGGACGCAACUCUACGCGGUUACACAAAAAGGGAUGCGCGUUGCAGGAUGGAUCACAAGUCCUAACGGCACUGUCAACGGGGAGGCGACGGUGUCACAAAGGGCACCACAAGGGGCUGUUCGUGACUCCAAUACGAACCGUAUGACGAUCAUUCUACGCGACCCAGCACUACGGCUCUUGUUCAGGGAGUACCUUCGAGAAACACACUGCGAGGAGAACUUGGCCUUCUACGUUGAGGUGAAAGCGUUCCUGGAUGAGCACCAGCGGGCCAAGCGCGGCUCCUCACCUCCACGGCCGGAUGUGAUCAGGGAAACCCUCGCCUCGGCGUACAGUCUUUACAACGCCUUCCUUGCUCCUGGCUCUCCAUGCGAGCUGAACAUCGAUCACAACCUUCGAAAUGCACUUGCCGGCCGCAUGACCCGUGCUGUUGGCGAGGAUGAGCAGAUGAUCCAGAGCCUAGACGAGGUGGCCGUCCUGUUCGACCAAGCGCAAAACAGCGUCUUCAAGCUGAUGGCUAGCGAUUCUGUGCCCAAAUUUUCGAGGGAACCCAAGUAUGCUUCAAUUCUGCGAGAGCGGAAUCUAGAAAGCAUGCUUGCGGCAACGUCGAUCAGCUAGAAAUUGAAGCCGAACCAGCUGAUACCUUCCGGUUUGACCAAGACCUACCACGUUUUGCAAAUCUGUGCAAUACUGGCGUCUAAAAGAAAGGCUUUCGUCCCGAUACCCUUUGCAUGGGACUUGGUUUACUGCUUUGGAGUGUGCAAGCAAGCAAGCAAGCAAGCAAGCAAGCAAGCAAGCAGCAGCGUCUGGCGUUGGGGGAUCGAAGCGAAGCGAAGCGUUGAUCAUGGAGUCACACGCAUUGCGUUGGCGUUUUCUUGUUUAUUCCUGUUCUUUUGGGUGCGGCGAAGUCAUAACCUACAAAGCAUUCUAAUCAACCUUGCUGGCUGCACUGAAGUUUACAGGUACUGGAAGGUAAUCCUGAAGCAGGCUCCGUGUUUCGGGCCUUGGAUCUCUGCGCAGUUUGGAUACCAAACGAUGCAGUAGAGAUGGAAAGCAUGGGCAAGCAUGUGGACUGAGACACUGCCACGACAAUCGACUCGGUACUCCUCUGCAUAGAGGAGCUUGUACAGUACCACGUUAGACAGUGAACCCGCCAAUUGAAGAACCUGCGAAACGCG
Molecule: messenger RNA, 2051 nt
Organism: Pseudocercospora fijiensis CIRAD86
Lineage: Eukaryota; Fungi; Ascomycota; Dothideomycetes; Mycosphaerellales; Mycosphaerellaceae
Exons: 3
Coding region: 7-1491 (494 amino acids)
Biological process (GO): intracellular signal transduction
Source: RefSeq, a predicted model, not a curated record